AUGGAGUUGAGAUCAAAACGAAGAAGAGAAACAGAAAAAACUCAAAGAAAACCAAAAAAGCCACAGAAAAUCAGAAUCAUCAUAGAAAGACUCAAAGAUACUAAACAAAAUUCCAGAAUGAUGGAAAAAGGCGAAAUCUUCCGUCCAUUGGAAGGAAACAAUGUAAUAAAGAUGGGAGGAGAUGGCCAUCCUGUGGCUGUGGCCAGCGGCCAUCCUGUAGCUGUGGUCAGCGUCCAUCCUGUAGCUGUGGUCAGUGUCCAUCCUGUGUCUGUGGUCAGUGUCCAUCCUGUGGCUGUGGCCAGCGGCCAUCCUGUAGCUGUGGUCAGUGUCCAUCCUGUGGCUGUGGCCAGCGGCCAUCCUGUAGCUGUGGUCAGUGUCCAUCCUGUGGCUGUGGUCAGUGUCCAUCCUGUGGCUGUGGCCAGCGGCCAUCCUGUAGCUGUGGUCAGUGUCCAUCCUGUGGCUGUGGCCAGCGGCCAUCCUGUAGCUGUGGUCAGUGUCCAUCCUGUGGCUGUGGUCAGCGGCCAUCCUGUAGCUGUGGUCAGUGUCCAUCCUGUAGCUGUGGCCAGCGGCCAUCCUGUAGCUGUGGUCAGUGUCCAUCCUGUGGCUGUGGCCAGCGACCAUCCUGUGGUUGUGGCCAGCGGCCAUCCUGUGGCUGUGGCCAGUGUCCAUCCUGUGGCUGUGGCCAGCGGCCAUCCUGUGGCUGUGGCCAGCGACCAUCCUGUACCUGUGGUCAGUGUCCAUCCUGUGGCUGUGGCCAGCGACCAUCAUGUGGCUGUGGCCAGCGACCAUCCUAUGGCUGUGGCCAGCGACCAUCCUAUGGCUGUGGCCAGUGUCCAUCCUGUGGCUGUGGCCAGCGACCAUCCUGUGGCUGUGGCCAGUGUCCAUCCUGUGGCUGUGGCCAGCGACCAUUCUGUGGCUGUGGCCAGCGACCAUCCUAUGGCUGUGGCCAGCGACCAUCCUAUGGCUGUGGCCAGUGUCCAUCAUGUGGCUGUGGCCAGCGACCAUCCUAUGGCUGUGGCCAGCGACCAUCCUAUGGCUGUGGCCAGCGACCAUCCUAUGGCUGUGGCCAGCGACCAUCCUAUGGCUGUGGCCAGUGUCCAUCCUGUGGCUGUGGCCAGCGACCAUCCUGUGGCUGUGGCCAGUGUCCAUCCAAUGGCUGUGGCCAGCGACCAUCCUGUGGCUGUGGCCAGUGUCCAUCCUAUGGCUGUGGCCAGCGACCAUCCUGUGGCUGUGGCCAGUGUCCAUCAUGUGGCUGUGGCCAGCGACCAUCCUGUGGCUGUGGCCAGUGUCCAUCCUAUGGCUGUGGCCAGCGACCAUCCUGUGGCUGUGGCCAGUGUCCAUCAUGUGGCUGUGGCCAGCGACCAUCCUAUGGCUGUGGCCAGCGACCAUCCUAUAGCUGUGGCCAGUGUCCAGCAUGUGGCUGUGGCCAGCGACCAUCCUGUGUCUGUGGCCAGUGUCCAUCCUAUGGCUGUGGCCAGCGACCAUCCUGUGGCUGUGGCCAGCGACCAUCAUGUGGCUGUGGCCAGCGACCAUCCUAUGGCUGUGGCCAGCGACCAUUCUGUGGCUGUGGCCAGCGACCAUUCUGUAGCUGUGGCCAGUGACCAUCCUGUAGCUGUGGCCAGCGACCAUCCUGUGGCUGUGGCCAGUGACCAUUCUGUGGCUGUGGCCAGCGACCAUCCUGUAGCUGUGGCCAGCGACCAUUCUGUAGCUGUGGCCAGCGACCAUCCUGUGGCUGUGUCCAGCGACCAUCCUGUAGCUGUGGCCAGCGACCAUCCUGUGGCUGUGGCCAGCGACCAUCCUGUAGCUGUGGCCAGCGACCAUCCUGUGGCUGUGGCCAGCGACCAUUCUGUAGCUGUGGCCAGCGACCAUUCUGUAGCUGUGGCCAGCGACCAUCCUGUGGCUGUGGCCAGCGACCAUCCUGUAGCUGUGGCCAGCAACCAUCCUGUGGCUGUGGCCAGCGACCAUUCUGUAGCUGUGGCCAGCGACCAUUCUGUAGCUGUGGCCAGCGACCAUUCUGUAGCUGUGGCCAGCGACCAUUCUGUAGCUGUGACCAGCGACCAUUCUGUAGCUGUGGCCAGCGACCAUUCUGUAGCUGUGACCAGCGACCAUUCUGUAGCUGUGGCCAGCGACCAUUCUGUAGCUGUGGCCAGCGACCAUUCUGUAGCUGUGGCCAGCGACCAUCCUGUGGCUGUGGCCAGCGACCAUUCUGUAGCUGUGGCCAGCGACCAUUCUGUGGCUGUGGCCAACGACCAUCCUGUGGCUGUGGCCAGCGACCAUUCUGUGGCUGUGGCCAGCGACCAUUCUGUAGCUGUGGCCAGCGACCAUUCUGUAGCUGUGGCCAGCGACCAUUCUGUAGCUGUGGCCAGCGACCAUCCUGUGGCUGUGGCCAGCGACCAUUCUGUAGCUGUGGCCAACGACCAUCCUGUGGCUGUGGCCAGCGACCAUUCUGUAGCUGUGGCCAACGACCAUCCUGUGGCUGUGGCCAGCGACCAUCCUGUGGCUGUGGCCAGCGACCAUUCUGUAGCUGUGGCCAGCGACCAUCCUGUGGCUGUGGCCAGCGACCAUUCUGUAGCUGUGGCCAGCGACCAUCCUGUAGCUGUGGCCAGCGACCAUUCAGUGGCUGUGGCCAACGACCAUCCUAUGGCUGUGGCCAGCGACCAUCCUGUGGCUGUGGCCAGCGACCAUUCUGUAGCUGUGGCCAGCGACCAUUCUGUAGCUGUGGCCAGCGACCAUUCUGUAGCUGUGGCCAGCGACGAUUCUGUGGCUGUGGCCAGCGACCAUUCUGUAGCUGUGGCCAACGACCAUCCUAUGGCUGUGGCCAGCGACCAUCCUGUGGCUGUGGCCAGCGACCAUUCUGUAGCUGUGGCCAGCGACCAUUCUGUAGCUGUGGCCAGCGACCAUUCUGUGGCUGUGGCCAACGACCAUCCUAUGGCUGUGGCCAGCGACCAUCCUGUGGCUGUGGCCAGCGACCAUUCUGUAGCAGUGGCCAGCGACCAUCCUGUGGCUGUGGCCAGUGACCAUUCUGUAGCUGUGGCCAGCGACCAUCCUGUGGCUGUGGCCAGCGACCAUCCUGUGUGCUCCUGUGGUGGCCAGCGACCAUCCUAUUCACUCACUUGA
This is a messenger RNA of Procambarus clarkii (red swamp crayfish), 3117 nucleotides long. Lineage: Eukaryota; Metazoa; Arthropoda; Malacostraca; Decapoda; Cambaridae. The record is from RefSeq and is a predicted model, not a curated record.